AUGUUCAAAUAUUUCCUCAUUACAAUAAUUUUCUAUAUAAUAACACCCUAUUAUGCCCAGUAAUGUUUUUCCGAAUUAUCCAUAUAUAUAACCGAAGAAGAAAUGAAGUAAAAAUAAACCCACUAAUAAUAUAAAAAGAGACUUAGAUACCUUAUAGAAUAAUAUGAUGGCCUCAAAUAAGGAAGUUUAAGUAGCAGAGCCUGCCUUUUAAUGGGCUUAAAAUAAAACUAAUAUACUUAUUUAGGUGAAACUUUCAUUAAGAUUAGACUCUCCUGCAUGUCUAACAUGUAAAGAGGAAAGUGUUAAAAUUACAAAUAAUACGCUUUUUAUGAGUGCCUAUGGGAUUAUUUCACAUACUCCGGUUAGAUUUUAACUGAAUAUUACUCUUUUUGGAGAAGUAGACCCUGCAUUAAGUGUAUGGAAUUAUGA
Messenger RNA from Ichthyophthirius multifiliis, 429 nucleotides. RefSeq lists its product as hypothetical. Lineage: Eukaryota; Ciliophora; Oligohymenophorea; Hymenostomatida. The record is from RefSeq and is a predicted model, not a curated record. The transcript is spliced from 2 exons.